Molecule: messenger RNA, 1062 nt
Organism: Lasiosphaeria miniovina
Lineage: Eukaryota; Fungi; Ascomycota; Sordariomycetes; Sordariales; Lasiosphaeriaceae
Exons: 1
Coding region: 213-860 (215 amino acids)
Source: RefSeq, a predicted model, not a curated record
GUUCCAGCCCGUUCCCUUGCCAGCGGCCUCGACAAGACGCUAGAUAACACGGCCAGUAGCCCAUCGGAUAAACCCAUGCGCCGGCGCAUCUUUAUGCUCGAAGGCCUCCCAAGAACAUCGUUGAGGUCCUCGGACCCAGACUCAAGAUCCCUCCAGCCUUGUUCGCCUCGCACUGGACUACCGGGCGAUACGAGGGCGUAGUGCCGAACCGGAUGCCGCGCCACUAUGACGCGGCGAGCAGAUGCACGCUGCAGAUGCCCAGGUUCCACCGUGCCAGAGUCCAGGCGCUGGGCGCGGAUAUCGCGGGAACCCACGCCGGCGACGACGGCAGCACCAGGAGCGCCGCCACCACGUGGCUCGACAGCGCAUGGACGCGUCCCUGGCAGUCGCGCGCCUUCGCCCGUCUCGUGCAUGCGCGCCUCGCCCUUGAGGUCAUCACGGACGGUCUCCGGACGAAUAUGGACGCAUUGGGAUUACUGGGGGGAGCAUUCCGUGGCCCUGACAGGAGAGCUGUCGUGGAAGGCUGGGAGGCCGACGCGUGGCACAGCCGGCGCGAGACGCUCGGCAGCAGCGGCCGGCGCCUCGACAUACUGUGGCAAGCCUACAGCGAGGCCGUGGCCGCGCGCGAGAGCAUCGCGUCCAACCGCCAGGGGCGCCAGGGGCGCCACGUAGGCUACCUCUCGUCGCUGGCGACGCUGUCUGUCCCUGUGUCGCUGGGUGCCACCAUCUUGUCCAUGGGAGGCGACUUCGCCGCCGGCGCGAGCCGCUUCUGGGUCUACUGGGCGGUGGCGGUGCCGUCACGGUGCUGGGGUCUCUGGUGCUGUUUACGCGUGCCGGUAGGCGGGCCGUGGGGCGCAUAGCGGAUGAGGAGGCCGGUGGUUGACCGCAGGGAGCUGACUUGCGAUAGGCUGGUGGUUAUUGGUAUGGUUUGUUCGAGGUCUUGUUAUAGCUUUUUCAAGGUCUUGUUAUGGCUUGUUCAAGGUCUUGUCGUCUCUUUGGUGUUUCAAUGGGAAUGGUGGUCCGGCCAGUCCAUUCGAUAUGGGCCUUCGUUCGGUUAGUUGU